AUGGCUCCACCAAGCGAGAAGGGCCGUGCCUAUUGCUUGUGCCAGCUGUGUGUCCCAAACAUUUUGGAAAGUGCUGGUGACCCAGUAGUUCUUUCUAUGCGGUCGGUGUAUCGUCAUCAUAGCCAAGAAGCCUUUCCUGUUCAGAAGACCAAGCAACGGAGAGAGCCACACUUCUUGCCUGUGGGUACACCUGUGGUGGAGGUCCGGGACACUGCUCAAAGGCUGAAGGAUUCUCUUCCGUGUGUACAGCAGCCACCCUAUCCUCUGCCAGCACAAAAUGAUGCGGGAGAAGUUGCAGCCAUUGAGGACGCAUUUCCAGCCCCUCAAAAGCCUGGCGAUGGUGACGGUGGACUUCGCAUGCGGUGCUUUGGAACAUGGACUCCAAGUGGAGCACGCCAGGGUGAAUGGAGGAGUUGCAACAGUGAUCCAUCUGUAGAACCGCUGCUUCAAGGCAUGGAGCAAGAUGUACUGAAUGCGGUUCUCCAUCGGUUUAAGCAUAAUGCAUCUGGUGAAGCUGUUAUUGAUCACCUUAGGUUAGUGAUGACUCGAAGUGGUGCAUCCUACCCAGUUCCUGAGCAGCUACGGCCCAAGGAGUAUCGACAGUGCCUCACAUUCCUGGAGCAACGGGGUAUCCUGGAGGGGAAGCCAUUUGUUGGAUAUGACCUGUGCCCUUGCGGAUUCCUGUACCGUUGUACUGAUAAGGGGCGGACUUCAUGUACAUGCUGCAACAAACCUCGCAAGGAAUCACUCAAGCUCCUGUAUAGGCCCAUUUCCGACUGGUUAACAUCUCACCUCGAGGAUCCAGCAACUUUUCAAAUGCUUCAGCAUGGCAACCUGACUCAGCAGCAACGGGGCUCUGUGCCAGGUUUUGCUUGUGACAUUUUGGACACCCUCCCUGGUUUGGGAGACAAUCAUCAUACAGACAGUAUGACACUGCACGUUGGAGUGCACACCGAUGGUGUAAAUCCCUUCAAGUUUAAGUCAUCAUACUCAAUGUGGCCACUGGUUUUAACUCUGUACAACAUAAGCCCAGACUACAGGUAUCGUCCAGGCCUGAUUGGUUUGUGUGGCAUUAUUCCUGGCAAGCGUGAUGAAAGCGGCCGUGGAGGUUCAGUACCUAUCCAUGAUGUCCUUGCAUUGCUGGCUGAGGAGCUAACGAUGCUCAACACGGAAGGCCUGCCCUAUACACAUCCAGUGAAUGGGAUGCCUGCAGUCGCUAAAGUUCAAUUACAAGUGCUUGGUGGUGAUUACCGUGCAGUCGAGAAGGUCGUAGGUAUCACUGGUGCACCCACAUCUGUCUACAGCUGCUUCAAGUGCUGGCACCCAGGGACUUGGGGUCCCAGCAAGUACCUGUACGGGCAGUUUUUUCGCUAUCUGAGCAAAGCUUCCCCAUUGCGAAGGCUGUCAGCUGACCUCAAUAAUGCCAUAAAGUGGUCAUGGAGAAAGGUCCCCGGUGCUGCAUCGAUGACAGGACCAAGGAAGUUCGAUGUUGACGACAGUACCAUUGUACGUGCUGCUUGGAACUCACAGGCCCUGUAUGCACCAGAGCGUACACAGGAAGACCUGGUCCGGCAAAUCAAGGUACCAGAGAUCAGGGUUGAUGAUGACACUGAUGCUGGCCCUGAGCUCACGACUUCAGCACGGGGAAGUUUAUCAGACAUCAGUUCGGAAUACUUCCCAGAUGAUCAUGAUGAUGACGAUGACGUUGAUGAUGAUGAUGAGUUUCAGUCUGCAGACGUAGAUGACAGUGAUGUUCACAGUGAUAUGGACGAUGAUUUAUUUCAUGGCAUCCCACCUAACGUUCAAGAUGCAGAGAUGCAGCAGCCAAACCGGUCCUGGCGUGACAGGUUGCUUACAUCGGUUCCUGGAUUCUCAACUAGGAGAGGCCUGCAGUACGAUCCCAUGCAUACAAUCGGCCAAUUUAUUGCUCAGCUGUUUGACCUCAUCUUCACCUCCUCAAGAGUUACUGACCGCAUUAAAGGGUAUGAAGUCGGUAUAAACAACAGGACUCUGGAGCCUUGUGUAGUUAGCAAGGAUGACCAGAUCACAAUGCAGGCCAUUACCAGAAAAAUCUCCAAGGAUGUUCCCAAAGCUGAUGGUGGUGGUCCAAGGCUUGCUGGAACUAUUGGAGGAUCAGGGGUGAAAAUGUCUGUUUGGUGUUUCUGGGCCAGUCCAUAUGGUGCUUAUGUACUUGAACAUGCCAAGUCACUCAGACCUAUACACCGCAUGGUGCUGCAGCAGAUUCUUUGUUCGGUGUCAUACCUUCUGGAUGAUGCAAUCCCCCUUUGCACCCAAGAAGAGCUAUUAGAUGCCGUGGCACAUGCUCUGUCUCUAAUGGAGAUCUAUUUGCCAAGUACAGAGUUGGACAUUAAGGCCCAUAAUUUACUGCACCUCGUGGAACGUCUUUUCACCCUUGGUCCUUCGUAUACAACGGCGAUGUGGGGCUAUGAAGCACUCAUGGGGCGGCUAGUGAAGUUGGUCAAAAAGACAGAUUCACCAGAAGUCACAGUUAUGCGGUCUUGGUAUAUUAUUGAACGAGCACUCAAGUAUGCUUACCGUAACCAAAGCACAGUCAUGCUAGAUGGUAUCCUUCCCAAGGGAGUAGCGGUUACUAAGGAGAUACACAGCUACUGGACCUGGCGCAAUGAAAAGGCUCCCUCAGUUGAGCCUUUGCGCAUCGAUGGAGCUGGUGGACUUAGGCUGCUGGCAUCCUUAUCAUCUGUCCAACGCUCCCAGCUACAUGAAAUGUACAUUCAACAUGACCCAAGGUACAAGGAACUGUGGGCUGCAUUUCUGGAGUGGCUAUGGGCUCAGUGGCCUGACCAUGAUACCAGUGCUGGGUCCAUAUGCAAGGAAGUGCAAGGAAGUGUGCCGCUGUGCCAGAAAUUGGAUGGGUGA
Messenger RNA from Volvox carteri f. nagariensis, 2898 nucleotides. RefSeq names its product Idaten transposition protein (gene itnpA1). NCBI's taxonomy places the organism in Eukaryota, Viridiplantae, Chlorophyta, Chlorophyceae, Chlamydomonadales, Volvocaceae. The record is from RefSeq and is a predicted model, not a curated record. The transcript has 10 exons. The coding region runs from base 1 to 2898 and encodes 965 amino acids.